ACCCCAUCGGUCUCCAUCUCCACGCACCUCACUAGCUAGGGAAGGAAGAAGCAUGGUCUCCAUGGCGGCGGCCAAGAUCGCCGUCCUCCUGGCCGCGACGGCGCUCUUCGCCGCAGCAGGGGCAGCGGACCCCCAACCUCCCCAACCCGGAAAGGAAACCCAGUGCUGGCAGUGCUACUCCUCCUGCAUGCUCAAGUGCGACAACAGCAGCUGCGGCGACGUCCAGAAGUACUUCCAGUGCAAGAAGUCGUGCAUCCUGGACUGCUACAAGGACCUGCCGCCAGUGUGCUUCAAGAUGUGCAUCAAUGAGACCUGCCUCACCCUGCCAGCAGAUAAACAGGUGGAUUGCUACAAAGCAUGUGGGAUGAAAUGCUUCCACUACCCAGGGCCAAACCCGGGCCCGAAGCCGAUGCCACCAUCGCCUACACCUCCGAAGCCGAUGCCACCGCGGCCGACGCCCGCACCUCCGAAGCCCAUGCCGCCGUCGCCCAUGCCACCGCAGCCAACCCCGCCUAAAGCCACCUAAUGCGCCCAAGACAAAGCAGAUGCCGCCGUGCCCGCCACAUCGAGCAACACCAGCAACAACUGAUGGGUGUACGUGACGACGUCUAUGCACACAUACUUUCAAGUGAACUCGCGAUAUAUACAGCACAACAGUAUAAGUAUAAGUAGAGCCCUCGAAAAAAAAAAGAGUAUAUGAGGGGUUAUGAUUGCUAAUAUCGAUAUAGCAGGUUAUUCUAUAGGAUUACUCUAUAGAAGAAGUAAUCCAUCAGCUCUAAGUAAACUUUGUAUAAAUCAUUCAUGUCUAAGGUAUGUGUUGCUGAUGUU
Molecule: messenger RNA, 828 nt
Organism: Hordeum vulgare subsp. vulgare (domesticated barley)
Lineage: Eukaryota; Viridiplantae; Streptophyta; Magnoliopsida; Poales; Poaceae
Product: mulatexin-like
Exons: 2
Coding region: 53-526 (157 amino acids)
Source: RefSeq, a predicted model, not a curated record